Ficedula albicollis (Collared flycatcher) is the source of this 1356-nucleotide messenger RNA. RefSeq names its product tissue factor pathway inhibitor (gene TFPI). The transcript has 9 exons. Bases 44 to 1198 code for a protein of 384 amino acids. Lineage: Eukaryota; Metazoa; Chordata; Aves; Passeriformes; Muscicapidae. Gene Ontology annotation, molecular function: serine-type endopeptidase inhibitor activity. The record is from RefSeq and is a predicted model, not a curated record.
AUAUGCUUCUGUUUAUCGAUAAGCACGGCUGAGACUUGAACACAUGGACUGGACUUUUCCAGACCAAACUGCUAGGAAAAGAACAGGGAAGAUGAAGGGAAGAAACAAGGGGCAUUCCUUAUCUUCACCCUUUAUGUUGCUGUUCUUCUGUAUUGCCGGGCACACAACUGCUGAGCUGGAUGACAGCAAAGAGGAGCAUGUUGUGGGUGCUGCUUGGCCACCGCUGAAGCUUGUGCACUCAUUCUGUGCCAUGAAAGCAGACGAUGGUCCGUGCAAAGCCAUCCACAUCCGCUAUUUCUUCAAUAUUAAAAGCCGCAAGUGUGAAGUAUUUGAAUACGGUGGAUGCCAUGGCAAUGAGAACAACUUCCUAACACUGGAGGAAUGCCAGGAGAAGUGUGUGGCAAAAGAGUUGCCUCAGAAGAUGGCAUUAGCGAAAAUUAAGAAAGGUUUGUUCCUAGGAAAGCCUGACUUCUGCUUCCACGCCCAAGAGCCGGGGGUCUGCCGAGGAUAUUUCACCAGGUACUUCUACAACAAAGAGACAAAACUGUGUGAAGCUUUCAAGUAUGGUGGGUGUCUAGGAAACCAGAACAACUUCAGGACUUUGGAGGAGUGCCAGACUACCUGCCAAGACAACUCAAAUUUAUUGCCAACUGUUGCAGCUGAAGAGCAUCUCAGCAGUGUGAACAGUAGUUCCUCAGCAGAACAGCAUCCCAACAGUGUGAACAGCAGCUCCCCAGCAGAAGAACAUCCCAGCACUGUGAACAGCAGCUCCCCUGCAGAAAAACCCAGCCAGUCUCCUGGGAUUUUUGUUAAUUUGUUGCCAGCUGCUCCAAAUGAGAAGUCCACCACCCUGAACAGUAGUUCCUCAAAGGAGGAGCCCAACCAGUUCCCCAUUUUUUUUGAACCACCUGCUAUCCCUUCUUUGUGCAUGACCCCUAUGGAUAGAGGGCUUUGCAGAGCCAAAGAGUUAAGAUUUUUCUACAACCACUCGACUGGAAGGUGUCGCCCAUUCAGCUACAGCGGUUGUGGUGGGAAUGAGAAUAAUUUCAUCUCCAGAAAGUCGUGUUUGAGGAUCUGCAAGAAAGGAUUCAAUAAGAAAAAAGGUGAAAGAAGAUUAAUAAAAAUAAAGAAAAAAAGAAAGAAACAGCCAGUAAAGGCUCUGGGCAUGGAAAUCGUCCCUGAAAGAAUGCAACUUUGAUUUUUAUGGAAAUGUGAAGCAAACUACUCGUCACCUGUGAAUGAAAACCUUCAGUGUACACCAUUAAAAUAUAUUUACUGUACUGAUUAUUUUGAUUAUAUAUUACUAAGCUGCAUAUAUUUUUAUUAUGUAUUCCUCAAUCACAUUAAUAAACAUUA